AUGUCUCGACGUGAGAGCAUGGAAGCGACUAUAAACCGUGUCGAGGAGAUAGCAAAGAAGAAAGGCAUCAGCAUGGCUCAAGUCAGUAUUGCUUGGCAGCUAUCAAAAGAGGGUGUCACCGCGCCCAUCAUCGGGGCUACUAAAGUGAAGUACGUGCACGACAUAGCAGGUGCGAUGGACGUGAAACUCUCAGCGGAGGAGAUUGAAUACCUCGAGGGCGCGUAUAAGCCCCAGAACACUUGGGGAUAUCGUUAA
Gloeophyllum trabeum ATCC 11539 is the source of this 255-nucleotide messenger RNA. RefSeq names its product Aldo/keto reductase. Bases 1 to 255 code for a protein of 84 amino acids. The transcript is spliced from 4 exons. Lineage: Eukaryota; Fungi; Basidiomycota; Agaricomycetes; Gloeophyllales; Gloeophyllaceae. The record is from RefSeq and is a predicted model, not a curated record.